CGGAUGCCUCCGCAAUCGUGCCAACUGCCAACAUUAAACACCACUAUCAUUGUAGCCCACCUUGACUUUUAACCUCCCUUACUGUUUUGUUUCCCUAACCCCUGCAUUCAGUCCGCGGCAACAUUCGGCACACGGAUCCUUCCUACUUCGACUCCUGGUCCCUACACGGUCGAUAGCAAAGAGCGACAAUUAGGAGGUUAUACAGAAGAAAGGCUAUGCGACAAUAGCGCUGCGAAUAUGGCACCUCAUGGUUUAUUGGCAGUCUUACUGUGCUCCUUGACUGUAUAUGCGACAUCCAAUCUUGCCAGCGCCGCAAGUGAGCAAUACGAGAGUGUCGUGAGCGUAGCGAGCAGCGUGGCCUUUGGCACUGCAGGGCAGGAAGAAAAGGGGAGUCAGGCGGCGAGGGAUGCGUACGAGAGCGCUGUUACUGCGGUAUCCGAAGCGGUCUAUGGCACACCCUCGACCGCACAAGCCGCCUCAUCGGCCAGCUCAUAUGUUAACGACGUUGCCGUUGCCGCCAGUUCACGCUACAGCGAUGCCAUAAGUCAAGCCUCAUCGCAUUACGAUGCUGCCAAAUCCCGCGUGUCUGCUCAGAUUUCUGGCACGCCAGAGCCGGUGCAUAAGCAGAUGUACUCUUCGAUCGAAUCCGCAUACUCCGACUCAGUUGCGGCGGCGAGCAAACGGCUACAGUAUGCUUUGAGCGCGACAACAACCACAAGUGGCAGUCUCUUAGCUACUCAGGGCCCGUAUGAGAGCAUCUCGUCCAUCGCCUCUUCAAGACUUGCGGAGGGUCUCAGCAUUGCGUCAGCGCAGUACCAGUCUGCCAAGGUCGCUGCGGGUUUUGAGACGAGCCCUGCGCCUCAGGCUUACCUGGCGUCGGCGCAGAUGGCGUAUUAUCAAGGCAUUGGCUACGCGCAUGAUCAGUAUACUUCCUUCGUGCAGGCGGCGAGUAGUGCUGUGGGCGCGACACCUACGACAGGCUACCAGGCAUACGUCGCUGCGGCUCAAAGCACGUACAGUGCCGCUCUUGCAGCGGCGAGCUCGAAUAUGCAGAACCUCCUGAGCUCGUCCUCUACAAGCGGAGCACUUGACAACAUCUCCGCCGGAUACGACAGCGCUGUUGCGGCUGCUUCGUCCCAGCUUGCCGCCGCCUCGUCUCAAGCCAGCGAGAUGUUUUAUGGCACCUCUAAGGGCAGCAUCUCGCAAGCUACAGAAGCUGCGGGAAGUGCAUACAGUAGCAUGGCAUCCCAAGCCAGCUCUGCCAUCUACGGUUCCGAGACCCCUUGGACCGAAGCUAUGGCGUCUCAAGCGAGCGAUAACUGGGAAGCACUGGUUUCCCGCGCUAGCCAGCAAGUCUACGGUCAGCCUCCACCGUUCUCCCAGAGCGUUGUGAGCCAGGCAGGUGCAUAUGCAUCUCAAGUCACUGAGGCCGCAGGCCUGUACGCCGCCCAAGCUAGCGAGGCUGCGGCGAAGCAGUACGAUGCCGUCCAGUCUCUCUUUUCGGAGCUUGUGAGUGGCAAAGAGCCGGACUUUACGGACAGUGUCAUGAGCCGAUUGCAAAGCGCUUACUCGACUGGCGCUCCGGCUGUGGCAUCGAGCGCCAGCAGCUACAUCAGUGAUACGUACGUCUCUGCCUCGAGUGCCGUCUCUGCGGUCUUCACCCCACCUGCAAGUCUCGAAUCUUUGGUGCAACAGGUAAGAGGCGAACUCGACUCGGCUGUCGCUGCAGCUAGCGAGCAGUACUAUGGCAAGACUAAGGGUACCAUUGAGUCCGCCACCGAAGCCGCGGCGAGUGUCUACAGUGAUACGGCGUCUUCGAUCAGCGAAGCGAUCUACGGCCAUGAGACCGGGUAUGCGGAAGCGGCACAAUCCAGUCUCGCCAACAUUGCCUCAGCUGCCUCUCGCUCCAUUUCCGAAGCCGUUUACGGUACUUCUACUGGUACGCUUGAGGUUGCGUCGGCGAGUGCAGCGAGCGUGUACUCCUCGCUUACGUCUGCAGCUUCCGCGCAAGCAUCUUCUGUCAGCAGUGCUGUGAGCAGCAUGCUCUACGGUGAGGAGACAGGGUAUGUCGAGGGCAUGAACGACCAGAUCAAAGAGGCCAUGGCGAGCGCCCAAAGCAGGAUUGCGGCGUUCGGGGGGGGUGCGAGUAAGAUGGCAGAAGAUACCAUGAGUGCGGUGUCUGAGGGCGUGAAGGGGGCCGCCAGCAGUGUGAGCAGUGUGGCGAGCGAGGUGACAAGCAGGGCUAAAGAUGAGCUUUAAGUAGGAGAAGCACGUCAAAUGAGAAGUCGAGAUUAGGAUGACUGGAGGUGCAGGCGAGAAGAGGUCGGAAGGAAGUUGUUACGACUGUACAUGCGGGUUAGGAUGGAUGAGGCCCAGGUUGAUGCAUGCCUCUCUACAUCGCGAGAUAUCCUUUUGAGCGUUAUGGGCGAUGUAGUGACAGACAUGUAUGUGUAUAUGGUUUGAUGAUCUCCUCUUGACCACAAAAAGCCAUGCUUUCCUG
Messenger RNA from Baudoinia panamericana UAMH 10762, 2500 nucleotides. RefSeq lists its product as uncharacterized. The coding region runs from base 238 to 2259 and encodes 673 amino acids. NCBI's taxonomy places the organism in Eukaryota, Fungi, Ascomycota, Dothideomycetes, Mycosphaerellales, Teratosphaeriaceae. Gene Ontology annotation, biological process: protein transport. The transcript is spliced from 2 exons. The record is from RefSeq and is a predicted model, not a curated record.